AUGGUGAAGGUAGAUUACAACAGGGAAUACUACCGGGAUCUCGAACUGCAACCCGGAGCAGACCUGGUACAGAUCAAGAAACAGUUCAAGAAGUUGGCUCUCAGAUAUCAUCCAGAUCGCAAUCCGGGGAAGGAGCUGGAGUUCAACUCCAAGUUUCAGGCUAUUCAAUCUGCCCAUGAGGUCCUAUCAGACCCGGAUCAGCGACUUAAAUAUGAUGCAAAUCUGAAAAGGACUGGUCGAUUCUACGUUCGUCCGACACCACCGCCUCCAAAACCUUCGCCUCUUCGGAAGCCAACAACAACGACGGGCCAACCUAAUCCUACGCGCCCGCCGCCCCCGUCGACCCAGCGGCCAAAAUACACCUCAACCCCAUCAAGUGGGGCCAGCCGAUAUGCGGACUUUGGAAGCGGCCCGUGGAUGCCGCCACCGCGCCAAGCUUAUGAUGCUCAGGCAAGAACAGACACGUACAGAAAAUGGGAACAUAUGACACAGGCCCAGCACCAAGCUCGCCAGAAUGCCUAUCCUCCGCCCCCGCCCCCAAAUGUACCUCCUCGAGCCACUCCCCCGAAUGGCGCAUCGGCUUAUGCACGGCAGAAGGCUAGAGAAUCGUCGCCGAGAACGGGCGAAAGACCUUCUGCUGCGGACGAGGAAAAUCGAGCGCGUAACACAUUUCCUGGCAUGUCUCGCUCCCAAAGCACACGGAUCCCAAGGAAAAAUGGCUUCGAUCCUGGUACCCCUGGCGGGGACGAGCCUGCAGCUCCAAACACAUCGGCCUAUUUCAAUACGUCCCGAGGCGAGCGUCCCUCUCCCGCGCGAUGGUCCACUGCGUUUCCCGAGGCCACUAAACCGCGAGCCCCUACUGCGAAGAAAGCGGAUCCACUAGAUGAUCUUAGGCGGUCUGCCUCCGAUGACCAUGUUGCCACGGGCAGUCCUCGAGUUCGUACUCCAUACGCCGCCACGGGAGGGGAGAAAACAUUUCUCUCUGGCGCUGGACUGGGAAGAUCAGCCACAACUCGCGAGGUCCCAAAGAGGACAGACUGGAAUGGCACGACGCCGAGUCGUCACGAAACCACGUCAGGUCGGCCCGAUGAACGAGGGCGCAGCGCGAGCCCUAAGGCUCAGAAUCCUAAUGGCGGGCCCCGGGAUGCUGAUUCAACGUCUUCUUCUGCGGACAGUAUGAACAUUGGCGUGGGGGCAAACAAUAGAAGGUUCAAGAAGGCAACGGGCGUGCGGGGCAGUCGCAUUCGCAGACCACCCGCGCAGCCUGGUGCACGCUUCAAGCCCUUUGUGGAGCCAGACAGCUCUGAUGAUGAUGGUAGAACCCAGAGCGACGACAAGAAUGCGGGGCAUAGGAAUAACGAAAAUGCAAACAAGAAUGAUUCGUCAGCGUACGCAACGAGUACUUCUGCAGACCGAAUUAGAAAUUGGCAGCAAGGUUUCCCUGAUCGAUGGGAGCCUGGGCCGGAAAAACUGCAUAACAACAUCUUUAACAUCCCUGUCAAUGACCAGACGUUCGAAAAGACCUCUCCUUCUCCUGUCUCGCCCAGCAAAGAGAAUCCGAAUAAUAUCAAUACUGCCUUUUCUCCUCAAGAUUGGCAUGGAAUAUUUACGGGGAAUCCGAGAGAAUACUUUAUAAACACUCCGCCAGGACGCAAAUCUCCAGCUCGCGGACGACCGUCGAGUCGUUCAGAUCAAGAACAAUCACAAAAGCCGAUGCCAACUCAAAGCCCACCUUUCCCCCGGCCAGUUUCCGAAAAUGUUCCUCCGAACUCGCAGCCAAAGGCUGAUGCCCAAACGUCACCGCCCCGAAAAUUCUCAGCAGACGAAUGGAAAAAUACUUUCAAGGAGCCUUCUUUUGUUUUUCCAACUGCGCCUCAAGCGGUCUCUCCGAAUCGACCAAACUCCCGCGCUCCUAAGAGUUCGAGGUCUCGAGAUCAGCUCAAGACCACGGUCAAACGUCCUAAGGUACCCAAGCCAGCGAGUGUGAGUGCGGUUACGGAUGACGCCUCCGAGGAAGAAAAUACCUUGAAAGAUCCAGAUGGCAAUGGCGGGGAUUUUGAGACACGAACCGGCCUUGACGGCGGAGGUAUGGAUGUCGAUCCAUCUGGUCCGAAACCUACCCCAGCCACCACUGGUUCCAGCAUCACCUCAGUAGAGCCAACAAAGUCUAAGUGGAGAGGCGAUGGCGCCACCCCCAACGAGACGAAACCCACUCAGGAACCUCACACCCGGAACGCAACGGAACCUGUUAAGGAGCCGCCGCCUGCGCCCAAGACCGAAGAACCAGAGCUGGAUUUGAGCAAUCUGAACAAAGUGGAGCCACUGGCUCCUGGUCAACAUGGUCUCAAAAACCUCAACGAUCUCUCAGACACUCUUCCAUUCGAGUCUCGCGCCGCAGCAGAGCCAAUCAAUAAACCGGCCCCUCCAGCACGUCUUGCUUUGCCAGAUCCACCGAAAGGCCCGACGCCUCCCGUUACAGUCAACAGUGAAACGUGGAAACCAUACCUCGAAAGCAUGCGUGUUUACUUCUCCGAAUGGCGAUCCUUCAAUAAACGGAUGCUCAUGCACUUUAACAGCAGGCAGGAUCAGGUAGACCUAGACCUGGGCCCUGACUUUCUCGGCACCAUUGGAGAAGGCCCCAAGGGUGGGCUUAUGCUUUACAUGCAAGGACUAGAGGAGGACUUUCGAGUCCGAGCGCAUUGGGACGUGUCAUAUGAGCGUCAUCGAACGGUGAUGGUUGCAUUUUGCGUCUUCAAACAGCAGCUCUUGCAUGCAGCUCAGCUUGUCAUGUCACGCAUAGAAGAAUUACCAGACGAUUUCGACAGUUCGGUAGAUCUGAACAAAGUCUUUCCAGACAGCAAAAACAACGGACCAUCAUCAUCAGAUGCAGCAGCAAAUUCCACCAGCGCCAAGCAAGCCCCGACACAAGGGCCUUCAAGGCCGUCCCCUGAAGCGCCAGGCAUUCCAACAUCUGUUCUAGAGCAGGCCGUCCCCUUUCCUUUACCCGCAGACUACCAGAACAAGGCUCGCAGCAAUGACCCAACUGCGAAAACAGCUCCGUCUCUGCCGCCGCAGCUCGAGUCCGUCGCGGCCCGCUCGCCCGAGGAGCUUCUGGAGUUCAUGAACCGCACUCCGCUCUUCAUGAGCCAGCUCGACGAGACAGAUGGCGCGGGCGGCGAGAAUCUCGAACUCGAGGCCAUCCGAGCAAUGCAAUACGAAGGCACGCGACUUGAGAUUGCAAAGAACUUUCGCGAGCAAGGAAACGAUUGCGUUAGGACCAAGCAGUGGCGGGACGCCAACGAGUUUUAUACCAAGGGAGUUGCCACCCUGAGCAAGAAAGGCAAGGACAAGGAAGAGCUCGAUCUCGAGGAAGACGAUCGGAAGAACGGAUCAGGCUUGCAGCCGGAACAGAGAGAAAAGGAAGAAAAGGCCCUACUGGAGGUCAUGUAUGCGAAUCGCGCUUUGGGCAAUCUGGAACUCAAAAACUACCGCCGCUGCAACCUCGACUGCGCAACCGCGCUCGUGCUCAACCCGCGCAACAUCAAAGCAUGGUACCGCUCCAGUCUGGCCUGUCUCGCGCUAGACAAGAUCCCCGAAGCGCUCGACGCGUGCCAGCGCGGUCUCGAAAUCGACGCGGCCAACACUUCUCUAAAAUCCGCCCUGGCCAAAAUCACGACUCGCAAAGAAUUACUUGACAAACAAGCGCGACAGCGCAAAGAGCGAGAAGAGCGCAAACUCCUCGAACAACGCACCCUCAAAGCCGCCCUGCAAGCGCGCAACAUUCCCACGCGGACGACGGGCCACGCGCCCGAAACCGAGGACGCCCGCGUCCAUCUCGCCCCGGACCCAGUUUCGCCCACCAGUACUCUCCAGAUUCCCGUUCUGCUCUUGUACCCUAUGGACCUCCAGUCGGAUAUCAUCAAGGCGUUCGCCGAGACGGAUACAUUGGGCGACCACCUCUCGUAUAUUCUGCCUUUACCGUGGGACGAAAAGAGCGAGUACUUCCCCGCUGACAAGCUCGAGUGUUUUGUCGAAACGAGCGCGGGAGGUCUGCUGAAGCUGGGUCAAAAGGUGCCGCUGCUUAAACUCUUGGCGGGCGGAAAAGUCGAGAUUGUCGAUGACUUGUUGAAGAUUUUUGUCCUGCCCAAGACCAAAGCAAAGCAGUGGAUAGAAGAGUUUAAAGCCAAGAGAGCAAAUGGUGCCACGGCAUGA
This is a messenger RNA of Xylona heveae TC161, 4212 nucleotides long. RefSeq lists its product as hypothetical. Gene Ontology annotation, molecular function: Hsp90 protein binding. Bases 1 to 4212 code for a protein of 1403 amino acids. The transcript has 5 exons. The record is from RefSeq and is a predicted model, not a curated record. Gene Ontology annotation, biological process: protein folding. Lineage: Eukaryota; Fungi; Ascomycota; Xylonomycetes; Xylonales; Xylonaceae.